AUGGUCGCAGGUGUUCCUGUAAAUGAACCCACGUCACCGAAGUUUGGUGUUUACGGAGUGACCGAUUCUCCUAGGUCCGAACUUUCGCCUGUAAUGAGGCACGCUACACUGCGUCCAACAAGUCCAUCGAUUUUUCAAGAUGACAUGUGGGACGUGUCCGCAGAAGAUAAGGCAACUUUUGAUCGAUAUUUCGACUCCCUGGAUACAACCAAAAAGGGGUUUCUGACAGGCGAAGAGGCAGCCGGCUUUUUCAUGAAAUCAAAUUUGCCACCUGUCGCGCUGGCUCAAAUAUGGGAUCUCGCGGAUAUUGAGAAGUCGGGCCGUCUCAGUCGAGAUGAAUUUGCGGUGGGAAUGCAUCUGAUAACAAAAAAGCUAGUCGGGGUACAGUUGCCCGCCGUUUUGCCACCGAGUCUCAUUCCACCGUCGAUGCGUUCUUCGCAGGCUGUAUCCAGCCCGUUUACUGAGAUUCUGAAAAGGUCGGGGACUAUUAGCUCCGUGCAAAAAAGUAAUUUUACGCCCGCCAGGUCACGAAGUAUAUCCAAUCAAUAUAGUAGUGCCUCUGAUUUAUUAUUCGAUACAAAUAUUUCCAAUACAUUGCCAACUCCUUUCGCUUCACAAUCCCAAAAUUCAAAUGACAUCGACCUUCUUGGUGACACUGAUAUCAGCACCCAAAUGGCUAUUGAAGGUGGAGAAAUAAGGAACCUCAAGAUGCAGGCCGACAACUUGGAUGUCGCCACGACGGAGCUUAAGAAUAAGCGCUCCAGUUUUGAUGCCAACUUAGUGUCAUUAGCUACACAGAAGAGCGAGAUAUCGGUGCGUAUUUCACAGCUGCGGACUCUAUAUGAUGCGGAGCUCAAAAGUUUGCAGGAAGUUCAGGCGAAAUAUCAACUCGAGCAUGAGAGUGUUGAACGAGCCAGGGAAGAGCUUGCGCAAGUAGAAAGGUCCAUGGCAUCAUUAAAACAAGAAAAAGAACAACUGGAAGUUGAUAUUCUGAGGGAUCGAGAGGAGACAUUGAAUAUAAAAAAGAGAAUGAGAGUUGCCGAAGAAGAAAAUAUUGCCAUCAAAGCUGAAAUAGAGAAGCUUAAAAAGGAUAGUAAACAACAGAAAGGGCUGCUUGCGAUUAACAAGGAGCAACUGGCAUCCGUCGAGGUGGAGAAAGAUAAGUCUCUCAAGAUUUUACAGAGUAUGGAAGUUCAUGGUACUGCGGAUGCGAGCGAUCCCUUCGGAUCCGGAACCUUUACACCCCCUAUUUUUGGUCAAUCGAAUAAUACCAAUUCAAUGAUUAAUUCUCAAUCGGGUUCAGGGUUUGAAGAUGGUAAUUAUCAGCCAAAGUCGUUCAAUCAUAGUCAACAUGCAUCAAUCUCUUCGCUUAGUGGAGCCGGCGUGAGGAGGACCAUGUCGAACGCAUCGCUUGCAUCCAAUUCAACGUUGGGUACGUCUAGCAUAAAGUCCGCACCUCCGAAUUCCUCAAAGUUAGAAGAAAUUACAUUUGAUAAGCCAAUUUAUUUAUCAAGCUCGAAGAGCACCGAAUUGGAAAAUUUAUUUGAUGAAAACCUAUCCAGCACUCCGCAAGAGAUCAACCAAUUAGCGAGCGGUUCGGGGACGAUGGCUCAAAACGUCAAUCCAUUUGAAAACACAUUUUCAUCAUCUACUCAAAUUAGCAAAGAAUCUGCAAAACCCCUUCAGGCUCAAAACGUUGAGGAAAAGGAGACAGAAAAGAUCAAUGCCGAUCCAUUUUCGUCAUUCGGAAGUUCUGUGAGAUCAACCUCUGGAAAAGCUGGAUUCGAUUUGGCGUUUUCAUCAAUUAGUUUACCGAAUAACGAUAAUACGACCACCACGGACUCGUUUACCACGGAUUUCCCCAGUUUAGAGGAAAUCGAAGCGUCCGUGGAGGGGGGAGUAAAAUUGGGAUUUGAUAAUGACUUCACUAGCUUUUCCGACAGUGUUGAAAAAAAGGAUGAGGACGGCACCUCGAAGGAGAAGAUUGUGGAUGGUAAAGUUGGAUAUUCGACAGCUGUGGAAACUUCGGCGAAUGAGCCUGAAAUAUUUACCGUGGACACGUCACCGACCCCAAAAGGAGGCAACGAAGCCGAAAAGAAGGGCAUCGACGAAUCUUUUGCCGUCACAAUUACAGAACAAAGCUUACCCCCAGCGCAAGAUGCUGAUGCAUGGGUUUCAAUCGAGAAUACUACAGAUUCUAAGAUUAUCAAAGAUAUCAAAGAUGACUUUGAGGCAGCGUUUGGAGAUUUGAACGAAGUUAAGGUCACCAAGACAUCUCCCAUAGAUUUUGAUGCAGGAUUCGACGACGCCGAUUUCGAGGAAGAUUUCAAGUUUAACCCUACAUUUGAAACCCCCGUAACACAAACGAAACCAAUUGUACCUGCUGCUUCCAGUGGGACGAAUAACGCAUCUAGUUUUACGAAUACAAGUUCGAUAGAUUUUGACAAGGCAUUCAGUGAUUUUGAUCCCUUCUCAUCCUCAACCUCACCUUUACCAAAUACAGCAAAACCAAAUUUGGACGCCGCUUUUGGAGGAGCACCAGGAGAAGCAUCAAAGUCAACAGACAAUAAUUUCUUUGACAAUACAUUUUCAGAUCUCUUUGGUGCACCCUCAUCCAAAGCUGAUCCGCCUUUGGUGGAAACCCAACCCUCGACCAUCACGUCAAUUCCGCCUAUACCUCAGUUACCACUGGCAACAUCAACAACUCCGGGUGAUAUUGAUAAUAUGAAUCCAGUUAAAAGAUUACAAUUAAUGGGGUUUUCACGGGAGCAAUCUGAGGAUGCACUUGAACGCUAUGAUUAUGAUUUGGAAAAGGCAUCCAACUUCUUGGUUGAAAACCUUAUCAAAUGA
This is a messenger RNA of Acaulospora colombiana, 2850 nucleotides long. Lineage: Eukaryota; Fungi; Glomeromycota; Glomeromycetes; Diversisporales; Acaulosporaceae. The record is from the annotation of a GenBank genome assembly.